UAUUGAAAAUAAUAAUUUCAGUAUAGCUGGCUGUAGCUGGUAUAGUCGUGUAUAAUUUUUCUUGUUUUUGCAAUUACGACUGCGUUUGAUUUCGUUAUCCAAUUGGAUUUGUUAAAAUUCUCUGAAAGAUUGAAAUUCUUUGCAUAUUAAUUCUAACAAAAAUAACAAGAGACCAACUCUAGUUUCUUUUCGAAUCGUUAUUUCGUAGGCGACUAAACGACAAUUCAAUUGUAUGGUUAGGUUAUGCAGCUCAAUUGCCUGGGACCUUGAACCACUUGAACAUACUUGAUUGAUUUUUCACGCAUUUGUGUAGUUCAAUUUUAUUGGAUGUGAAUAAAGGAAACGACAGAUUAAAAACAUCGAAAAUAUAAAAGCCCACAGCAGCGUUCUGAGAAUGGGCAGGGCUGAUGACAAAGAAGGUGAAGCCCUGUCAUCAGAAGCCGAUGAUGAUAAAGAUAAAGAUUAUUCAGAUAAAUAUGCGUCAGAUGCGGAUGAACCAGAAAACCUCGAUGUAGAUUCCAAAAAAAAGUACAAGUGCACCGAACCUGGUUGUACUGCUAGAUUUCUACGACCUUCUCGUCUAACUUGGCAUCUUCGAAAACAUAAUGACGAAAGACCCUACAAGUGCAGUAUUAAGGGAUGUACCAGAGCGUAUACAAAUUCCUCACAUCUGAAGCGACAUGAGAAUACUCACAAGCCCAUAACAACAACAUAUACAUGUAAUGAAUGUUUGCUGGAAGUCGGCAGUCUUUUUAGUCUGAAGCGUCAUUGUAAAAUGAUUCAUGAUCCAAAGAGACUAACUUGUGCUGACUGCGGAGCAAAGUUUCGCAAAAAGCACUGUUAUAACGAACAUCUUUCUAUGCACGCUGGUAUCUCUAUGUACAAGUGUGAGGUUUGCCAAGUCGAAUGUCCUACUCUCAGACUACUGAAAAAGCAUCAACUUUCACAUAACAAGAAAAAGACUUAUGCCUGCAAAGCACCAGACUGUACAAAAGUUUUUGACAAAUGGUCCUUGUUGGCUAAACACGUGGAAACCGAUCAUCAGUUCGAUCGCCGGUGCAGCAAGUGCGACAAAACUUUCAAGACGAAACGACAGUUAGACGCUCAUUCAUCGAUUCACGUGAACGAGAACAUCUUUGCGUCAUGCCCGUAUCCAAAUUGUCCGAAAUUUUACGCCCAUCAGAAGAAUUUGGAUGAACAUGUACUGUCUUUCCACGAAGGACGUAGAUUCAUUUGUGAUACGUGCGAUUUGGGACUGACUUCAAAAGCAUCUUUGAUAAGGCACAUUAAAAAAAUUCAUGAGUCUCCGCAUGAGCCUCGGAAAAAGCCCAGGACGACGAAGAGGCGUCGCAAAGAUGCUGGCUUUGCAAAAACCAGUAUGGCGAUCAGGCUUACCGGCAUGAAAGUUUCAUUAGAAGUGGAUAAAAUGGUGCUGAAAAGGAAACCUAAAAUUGAUUUAAAAAACCCAGCUGGACUGGGAAGUUCACAGAGGAACAAUGGCCCUGCUCCGUCUAUGUCAAAAGAUAUUGAUGAAGGUAACGCAGAAACAAUAUCGAAGAACAGCCUUUUAACGAAAGCAACCGUAGGGUUUGAUAGGAGCACUCAAUGUUUUGUGUCUUUGGAAAAAGUUGAUGAACCAGGAAAGAAGAUAUGUACAGUAGUAGAACAGAAAAUAAUCAAUGUUAACGAUAAUCUUUCAAAAUCCACAAUCAUCGCAGCAAUGGAAGAGGAAAAAAUGAAUAUUGAAAAUAAUUCUUCAACAUCAGCAGAAGCCAAAGCAAUGGAAGAAAAGUCAACUAAUGUAGAAAAUAAUUCCGCAAAAUCAAUAAUCGCUGAAGCGCUUGGAAGGGAAAAAAUAAUUGUAGAAAACAAUUCUGCAAAACCUGCAUUAACUGAAGCAAUGGAUGUAGAGAAGAUGAAUGUUGAAGAUUCCUCAGUACCGACAAUUCCUGGAUCGAUGGAAAACAAAAGAAUAAAUGUUGAAGAUAAUUUUCCGAAGCCUUUAGCAGUGAUGGAAGAAGGGAGAACAAAUAAUGGAAAUAAUUUCUAUGUGCCUGAACUAACGGACGAUGAAAUAUUGUCUUCCGUAGAUAGUUUGUUAAAAUCGGGCACGUUGAUUGUACCAGAAAAAAAUAUGGAAGAAUUCUCUGACGUCGAAGAAGACAAUUCUGCAUUGUUAUUGUUGACUGAGCAGUUGUUACACGAUGAUGUCAAUUACUCUGUAAACUCUAGUCUGGAGCAAUCCAUGGUAAUAUGCGAGGACCUGAACGUUGACGAGACGCUGAGCGAUUCGUCGAAAACAGAAUAAAUAGAGGUUUUGAUACAA
This is a messenger RNA of Venturia canescens, 2326 nucleotides long. RefSeq names its product zinc finger protein 728-like. Gene Ontology annotation, molecular function: DNA-binding transcription factor activity; RNA polymerase II cis-regulatory region sequence-specific DNA binding. The coding region runs from base 395 to 2308 and encodes 637 amino acids. The record is from RefSeq and is a predicted model, not a curated record. NCBI's taxonomy places the organism in Eukaryota, Metazoa, Arthropoda, Insecta, Hymenoptera, Ichneumonidae. Gene Ontology annotation, cellular component: nucleus. The transcript has 6 exons. Gene Ontology annotation, biological process: regulation of transcription by RNA polymerase II.